This is a messenger RNA of Herpailurus yagouaroundi (jaguarundi), 4342 nucleotides long. Its product is annotated as von Willebrand factor D and EGF domain-containing protein-like. The record is from RefSeq and is a predicted model, not a curated record. Lineage: Eukaryota; Metazoa; Chordata; Mammalia; Carnivora; Felidae. Gene Ontology annotation, molecular function: signaling receptor binding; calcium ion binding. Gene Ontology annotation, cellular component: extracellular region; cell surface. Gene Ontology annotation, biological process: anatomical structure development. The annotation marks the transcript as partial. The transcript has 20 exons.
AUGGGGCAGCUGUUCAAUCGGCAUUUGGUUUUCCUGGUACGGAGCCAGCAGAGAAGUUAUGCUGAAAGAACUCUGGACUCAGCGUCAUACAGUGUCAGGGGCACUGCCCCUUCCAACGGAACCAUCCGGGGCCACAUCAAUUGGAAGUUCCUCUCUGCAGUUUCUAGAACUACUACGUCCUCCUUAAACAACUGCGCUUGGCGAGGUGCGCGCGCCAAGCCCCACGGGCGAGCCUUCCCUCCGGUUGCGCGCGCCCAGGGGGAUGCGAGGGCGGGGAACAGCAGGAGGGAUUGGCGCGCGCGCUGCGGACUGCGCCGCUCCCCCACCUGCGUGACCUCCUGGGCAGGAACCACGCAGGACCCCGCGCAGGCGGACUUAGCUCUCCGCUCCCAGGGGUGGCAGAGGCGCGAGCCGGAACCCGCGUCCCACCCAAAACGUAGCAGGAACAGCUGGCAAGUCCGCCCGCCGCCGCAGCAGCGAGUGGCUGAACCUGGGCCAGGUCACGAGCAAGGUCGGAGAGCUCAGGAGUGCUCUCCUGGGGGGCACCAGAUUCUUCAGAGCCCUUACCGAAGUGUGCAUUUUGACUCGUUGCAACUCCAGCAUUCUCCCUUUCAAAACCUGGUGUGUGACCGUUCCCUGUCUCCCGGAUGGUAUCGGUUUCUCAUCUUUGACAGACCUGCUGAGAUGCCAACCAAAUGUGUUGAGAUGAAUCACUGUGGAACACAGGCACCCAUCUGGCUAUCUCUGAGAGAUUCAGAGACACUGCCUUCACCUGGAGAGAUCAAGCAACUGACAGCUUGUGCCACAUGGCAUUUUUUGUUUAACACUACAAAAGACUGCUGUCUUUUUCAAAUCCCAGUGUCUGUAAGAAACUGUGGAAAAUUUUUUGUGUACUUACUACAGCCCACUCAAGGAUGUAUGGGAUAUUGUGCAGAAGCUAUUUCUGAUGCAAAAUUACACCCAUGUGACCCUGAUGAAAUUGAAAUUAGUGGUGACUGUGUUCGUCAGCAGUUUGUCUCAGUGCCACCACCGCCCCCAGGAAGGCCAGAAGUUGUGGUGGAGCUGAUUGAAUCCAGGCUUUUCUGUAGGUGUGCUUUUGAUGUUUCCCCUACAAGCACUUCGGUGGGAUUUCUCAUAACUUGGUCUAGGCUUUCUUCUCAAGAAAUCAAAGAGGAGCUGAAGCAAGAGACCACAGUUCAGGCAUUCUCUCUUUUAGAGCUGGAUGGAAUAAAUCUCAGACUCGGAGAUAGGAUAUUCUGUAGUGCUUCCAUCUUUUUGUUGGAGAAUCCACAUGUACAAAGCUUAGCCAUCGAAAGCCAAGAAUUUUUUGCAGGCAUUAAGUUACACCCUGAAUUAAGCACUAUAUCAGAAGAUGGGAAAGAAUAUCGCCUGAAGAUAGAGAGCACAGUACCUGUCAUUUGUUCUGAAUUCAGUGAGCUUGACCAGGAAUGCAAAAUCUCAUUAAAACUGAAAACUGUUGAUCAAGGUACAGAACAGCUAGGCUUAAACUUGGCACUGUCUUCCUGUCACGUGGACCUUCACCAGACAUCAUCCUGUGCUAAUGGAUCCUGUAACCAUGCUUUUGUGUCCUACACUGCUGUAACAGAUUUUUCUCGAGACGGAGAUAGAAUCACAAACAUUGUAGUGGAACCUAUAGUUAAUGAGGAUUUCCUGUGGAACAGCUACAUUCCAGACAGCAUCCAGAUCAAAGUAAAGGAUGUCCCAACUGCUUACUGCUAUUCAUUUACUGACCCACAUAUAAUUACAUUUGAUGGCAGGGUAUAUGAUAAUUUCAAGACUGGAACAUUUGUGCUUUAUAAGAGUAUGUCACGUGAUUUUGAAGUCCAUGUACGCCAGUGGGACUGUGGAAGCCUUCACUAUCCUGUGUCCUGUAACUGCGGGUUUGUUGCCAAAGAAGAAGGUGAUAUAGUUACUUUUGAUAUGUGCAGUGGCCAGCUACAUGAAUCACAGCCAUAUUUAUCUGUAAAGAGCCAAGAUGCAACCAGCAAUAUCAAGAUAAGUGAAUCUUACUUAGGAAGAAAAGUCACAAUCUGGUUUUCUUCUGGAGCAUUUAUCCGUGCUGAUCUUAGUGAGUGGGGCAUGAGUUUAACAAUCCGAGCCCCUAGCUUAGACUAUAGAAACACUUUGGGACUUUGUGGCACCUUUGAUGAAAACCCAGAAAAUGAUUUCCAUAAUAAAAAUGGAACCAAAAUUAGUUCAACUUUUAAUGAUUGUGUUGCUUUUAUUAAUGAAUGGAGGAUUUUGCCAGGGAAAAGCAUGUUUGACACAAUGCCAAUUUCUCCGCCAUCACCUGGAAAACAAUCCUAUUGUAGCUGCUCACUGACUAAUUCAUUAUAUCCUUCUGAUCACCUGGACAGUGUUUCUCAACCAGAGAUUGUUUCAGGUUGCAGAGAUCUCAAACAUGUCAAAUUCUCUUUCCUGAUACCAGAACUAGAUGUCACCUCUGAAUAUAUUAAUUCAGAAGCUCUUACCAGAGGGAUAAAUGAGUAUGCAUUUGAAGAAAGUAAUUUGAAUUUCUUUCCUCAAGAAAAAAAGCACGUGAACCUAACCAAACUGGACUUAGAUUUACAAACACAUCCUGGAAAUGAAAAACAAGAGACACCAAACACUUCGGACAAUGGGAAACAGACCCAGGACCAGGGUAGCCGCAGCCAAGAGAUGAGGUGGGAUCCACAAAACAGAUGGAAACGGCAAAACAUAAAUUAUGAGUUUCUUCCUAUGUUUGCUUUACGAAGUCUCAGCCAAAGUGACCUAGAAGAAUUCACUUAUUUCUUCCCUGAGGACCAUUCUGAGGAUGUCCACCAAGAGUUUGUCCCUACGUGGCCCACACCCUCUGGACUCACUGAAUACAGCACCUUGGCACUGUGCCAGCAGACUCUUGGUAACUCCAGCAUAGGAAGACACUGUCUUGCCUUUCUGGGCAAGAGCCUAGACAGUGCUAUAGAUAUGUGCAUUAAGGAUGUUCUCCUAAAAGAUGAUCUUAGCUGGACAGAAGCAGCUGUGGCUCUUUUAGAAAAUGAAUGUGAAAGGAGAAUUUUGGAAGAGGGGAAAUACAACACAGAAGAAUAUGGCAAGUCAAUUGAAGACGUUCUCUCAGUGCUAAAAUGCCCCAAUUUAUGCAGUGGCAAUGGGCAGUGUGUGGAAUGGGGAUGUGUAUGUUCCCCAGGCUUUAGUUCCUAUGAUUGCAGUGAUUCCCAUGACAAGGCUCCUGAAAUUAUAGGACUUGGGAAUGCUGGAUUCUGUAAUAUUCGAAAAUAUAAUUGUAUGACAGUGAGAGUGUUUGGUCAAGGCUUCAAAGAAUUACCUUCAGCUAAAUGUGAAGUUACUAAACUGCAGUAUAAUAGCAGUAAAUGGGUCCUUGGAAAAGCUGUCUACACGCAUAUUGUUUUUCAAAAUAGCAGAACUAUUGAUUGUCAGCUGCCCCCUGAUGUUCAGCAGUCUGAUACCUUAGAUCUGAUGGGUGAGAAGCCAAUUGCGAAGUGGCAGUUAAAGGUAUCUAAUGAUGGUUACAGGUUCAGUAAUCCCAAAAUAAUGAUCAUCUAUGAUGGGGCUUGUCAACUUUGCGGCCUCUAUGGAAAAGACUCAUGUACUAUAAAGGAAAAUGUUUGCAUUAUCGAUGGGCUCUGCUACAUUGAAGGAGAUAAAAAUCCUACCAGCCCUUGUUUGAUUUGUAGACCAAAAAUUUCAAAAUUUACUUGGUCAUUUUUAGAAAACAACCAACCCCCACUGAUUCAAAUGCCACAAGACAAAUUAGAGACAUUUUUCGGGGAGAACUUUGUGUUCCAGUUCACAGCUGUCGAUCCUGAAGGCUCUGACAUCCAUUUUGCCCUGGAUUCGGGUCCCGAGGGAGCAAAUGUUUCUUCUACGGGACUUCUUAUGUGGAAAGCAGAGUCCCAAACUCCACAGCAAUUCACUCUACUUUUUACCGAUGACUGCAAUGCUGAAACUAGGCUCACGAUUAUGGUGACUGUGAAGUCUUGUGAUUGCUUGAAUGGUGGAUCAUGUGUGUCAGAUAUUAAAUUUCCUCCAGGAAGUGGAGUGCACCUGUGUGUCUGCUUGCCUGGCUUUCAGGGCAGUCUUUGUGAAGUGGACGUCACCGAGUGCCAAUCAAACCCCUGUGGCCUUGGCAGAUGUAUUAGUGGUUUUCACAGUUAUUCUUGCGUGUGUCCGCCUGAACUCAAAGGUAAAAAUUGCCAGGAAGAUGUUGAUGAGUGUCAAUCCAGACCUUGCUUUCCAGGAGCGGAGUGCUUCAAUACCUUUGGCUCCUAUCAUUGCGGUUCAUGUCCAAAAGGAUUUUAUGGUGAUGGAAAGAUAUGUCAUG